AUGCCCUGUCUCGUACCUUUUAUUGGAUUAUUAUUCCUGUCUCUUGCCAAAUCCCAUGAUUUGUUUCUCGGCUUCCCGGACGUCUCAUCGAAACUGAUUUAUAGUAAAGUUCUCCAGGAAAACCCGGCUAUUUGGGUGAGAUCGGAGACUAUUACAGUGAAUUGCUCGCGAAACGAAGUUAUCAACGCCAUCAAGGUCCUGGAUCUACGACAAGACAAAUGGGGCGAAUGCUACAUCAAGGGGGGCGGAAUUGGAGAGAAAUACGUGAAGAUCGAACUUGACAGUCCGAGUGUAUUCCGCGGAUACAACUUUUGGGUGGAGGUGUACGCCAUCGAGACAAAUAACUUCCUUUACAACCACGGGAAGAAA
Messenger RNA from Iphiclides podalirius (scarce swallowtail), 369 nucleotides. NCBI's taxonomy places the organism in Eukaryota, Metazoa, Arthropoda, Insecta, Lepidoptera, Papilionidae. The record is from the annotation of a GenBank genome assembly.